This is a messenger RNA of Fundulus heteroclitus (mummichog), 4889 nucleotides long. RefSeq names its product ATP-binding cassette, sub-family C (CFTR/MRP), member 2 (gene abcc2). The coding region runs from base 481 to 4875 and encodes 1464 amino acids. Lineage: Eukaryota; Metazoa; Chordata; Actinopteri; Cyprinodontiformes; Fundulidae. Gene Ontology annotation, biological process: transmembrane transport. The record is from RefSeq and is a predicted model, not a curated record. Gene Ontology annotation, cellular component: apical plasma membrane. The transcript has 31 exons. Gene Ontology annotation, molecular function: ATP hydrolysis activity; ABC-type transporter activity; ATP binding.
UCAUACAGAGAAGUGGAAACACAACAGGAAAGUGGCAUAAUGAUCCCCUCCCUCCCUUUUCCUGAACCCUUUUUUAGAGGGCUGUUCCCCCAACAGAUGGAAAACUGCACUGUCAGACUUACGCAAGUUUUCUCUCGCGGUCUCUCUCUCUCUCCCCUCUCUCUUUCUCUCUCUUUUUAAGUUAUGGAUACUUAUCUGCGUAAAAAGUUAAACUUCAGCCAACAAUGAGUGUGGAGGAGCUUCUGUGGCCUCGAGCAAAGUUGGACUUGAUCAUCUUAGCGGGUAUCCAUUCAUGGAAGGACUGCUUUAUAGCACUCUGAGGACAAGAAGAAUGACCAUGGAUUCCUAGAAGAUAAAAACUCCAGAUCUUAGAGGCGAGAGUAGCAGUGUUAGAGCGGAGCUCAGCUGAAGCGGAGCGGAGGGCACAAGGCGUCUGGUCUUCAAGUCAUCGCCAGGCGAGUGAAGCCGACACAACGGAUCAUGUGUGCUGCGGCUCUGGAGGAGUUUUGUGGGUCGGUCUUUUGGAAUGCAUCCUUUGUGGAGAGAGAGGACCCAGACCUCCCUGUAUGUGUGGAGCAGACGGUUCUGGUCUGGAUCCCACUGGGGUUCCUGUGGCUCUCUGCUCCAUGGAACCUCAUGCCUUUAUGCAGAAGAUCGCAAGUAAAUACAAAACACCGGACUAAACUCUACCUCUGCAAACAGCUUGUGGUGUUUCUGUUGUUCCUGACGGCCGUUGGAGGUCUGAUCGUCACAUUAGUGGAAGAUUUUGGUCCAAACAGCUCGGCUGAGAAAAAUUCUGCUGUGUUCUACACAAACCCAGUCCUGUUCGCUGUCACAUGGAUCCUUGUGCUGUUGUGUCAGGAAGGAGUGAGACGAAAGGAAAGAGCAGUAGACUCUUCUACUCUUUUCUUUUUCUGGUUCCUUCUUGUUCUGUGUGAUGUUUUCCCUUUCCAGACGCUCCUACGGGAAGCUCUUAGGCAGGGAGAGGUGAGAGAUAUCCCUCGUUUCUCUCUUUUCUACAUUUCCUUUGGGCUGGAGUUGAUUGCACUGGUUCUCUCCGCUGUGGCCGACAUCCCUCCAGAGGCAGAGGAGCUCGUGAAAAAGAAUCCAGAGGCUGGUGCAGCGUUCUUGAGCAGAAUCACCUUUAACUGGUUCAACAGCAUGGUGGUGAAGGGCCACAAAACCCCUCUGGUUCAGGAGGACUUGUGGGAGCUGAACGAGACGGACAGCACCGCCUACAUCAGCCAGCGUUUCAAUCAACACAUGCGGUACGAGUUGGGUCUGGCUCGGAUCCGAUUUCAAAAAAAGUUGAAGAAUAAACUGCUCAAAGACCCGAGUAAAGCGGUGGAAGAAGCUUCUCAAAGCAACGGUCUGGGGAAAGGUGUGAGUCAGGAUGUGCUGAUGAUGGAGGAAAAAGGAAAGAAAGAGGAAGAAAAGAAGAAGAAAAAUGAAAAAAAGAAGGAGGAAACCAAUUAUCCAAAUGCAUGGCUGGUUACCACGCUUUACAAAACAUUUAAAGGGAUUCUGAUUGAAUCUGCCUUCUUCAAACUUCUCCAAGACCUUCUGGCUUUUGUCAGUCCUCAACUCCUGAAGUUGAUGAUCUCCUUCAUUCAGAACAAAUCCAGCUAUGCCUGGGUUGGGUAUUUGUAUGCAGUGCUGCUGCUGGUGGUGGCUCUUCUGCAAUCUCUGUUAUUGCAGCAAUAUUUCCAGAGAUGCUUUGUUCUGGGGAUGAAGGUCCGAACUGCCCUCAUGGCUGCCGUCUACAAAAAGGCUUUGGUGAUGUCUAAUGAUAACCGUAAAGAAUCAACCGUCGGAGAAACCGUGAACCUCAUGUCAGCAGACGCCCAGCGCUUCAACGACGUGACCAACUUCAUCCACCUGCUGUGGUCCUGCCCUCUGCAGAUCAUUGUUUCCAUCGUUUUCUUGUGGAUGGAGUUGGGACCUUCAACUCUGGCAGGGCUGGGAGUAAUGGUGCUAAUGGUGCCAAUUAAUGGACUGCUAGCCAACCAGGCCAGAAAAUUCCAGAUAGAAAACAUGAAGUUCAAAGACAAGAGACUGAAAAUAAUGAAUGAAAUGCUCAACGGAAUCAAGAUCCUGAAGCUGUUUGCGUGGGAGCCGUCGUUCCGGACUCAAGUUGAAGACAUUAGAGGAGAAGAGCUGAAGGUGAUGAGGAAGUUUGCCUAUCUCUCAUCCGUCUCCACUUUCAUCUUCUCCUGCGCCCCCGCUCUGGUUUCUCUGGCCACAUUUGCUGUAUUUGUUGGUGUGAGCUCAGACAAUAUAUUGACCGCUGAGAAAGCCUUCACUUCCAUCUCUUUGUUCAACAUCCUUCGGUUUCCGCUGGCCAUGCUGCCAAUGCUCAUUGCUUCCAUUGUGCAGACAGCAGUGUCUAAGAAGAGACUGGAGAAGUUUUUGGGAGGAGAUGAUCUUGACAGCGACAUUGUGCGUCAUGACCCUAGUUUUAACUCUGCUGUCAGCAUAUCUAAUGGUUCCUUUUCAUGGGAAAAAGACUCUGAGCCUCUGCUGAAAAAUGUGUCACUGGACAUUAAGCCUGGUCGGCUGGUAGCCGUAGUGGGAGCUGUGGGCUCAGGGAAAUCCUCUCUCAUGUCAGCCCUCCUGGGAGAGAUGCACAGCACCAAAGGCUUCAUUAACAUUCAGGGUUCUCUUGCAUUCGUACCACAGCAAGCCUGGAUCCAAAAUGCCACUCUGCGAGACAACAUCUUGUUUGGCUCUCCCUUUGAAGACAGGAGGUUCCAAGACGUAGUGGAGGCCUGUGCUCUUGGCCCCGACCUCAAGCUGCUGUCUGCAGGAGACCUCACAGAGAUCGGAGAAAAGGGUAUCAACCUGUCAGGAGGUCAGAAACAGCGUGUCAGCUUGGCCAGAGCGGCCUACAGCCAGGCUGAUAUUUUUCUGUUAGAUGACCCCCUGUCUGCUGUGGACUCUCAUGUCGGAAAGCAUCUGUUUGAUAAAGUUAUUGGACCCAAUGGGCUUCUCAAAAACAAGACUCGUAUCCUGGUGACUCAUGGAGUUAGUUUCCUGCCUUAUGUGGAUGAAGUUGUGGUUUUGGUAAACGGACAGGUUUCUGAGAUCGGAUCCUACCAGAGCCUCCGUGCCAGCAAAGGAGCUUUUUCAGAAUUUUUGGACGAAUACGCCAAGGAGCAAAGUAAUCAGACAACCCAUGAAAAAGAUGGUUACCAGGAUACAGAGGAUGUGGAGCUCAUCCCCGACAGAGAGGACACUCAGCCAGACUGCCCUCCAGAGGACGCCGUUUCUUUUACACUGAAAAGAGAAAACAGCAUCCGACGCAGCCAAAGAGGAACUAGAAGCAGCUUCAGAUUAAGAAAAAACAGCACCUUAAAACCAGCAGAAGAUACUGGGGAGACAAAAAAAGGUCAAAGGCUGAUAGAGAAAGAAACUAUGGAAACGGGACAGGUCAAAUUCUCGGUGUACCUGCAGUACCUGCGAGCCAUGGGCUGGGGAUAUACUUUUUGGAUCUUCUUAAUUUACUUUAUCCAAAAUAUCGCCUUCAUCGGUCAAAACCUGUGGCUGAGUGACUGGACCAAUGAUGCAGCAGAGUACUACAACCAGACGUACCCUUCCUCGAUGAGGGACACCAGGGUGGGAGUGUUUGGUGCUCUUGGAGUAGCUCAGGGUUUAUUUGUGUUCCUUGGCACGCUGCUCCUAGCCAACGCUUCAGUUAACGCAUCUCGGAUUCUGCAUUCGAGACUACUAAACAACAUUCUCCGGGUCCCCAUGCUUUUCUUUGACACUACACCAAUCGGAAGAGUUGUCAACCGGUUUGCAAAGGACAUAUUCACAGUAGACGAAACCAUCCCUCAAUCGUUUCGCUCCUGGAUCUUGUGUUUGCUGGGCGUACUGGGGACACUGUUUGUCAUCUGUCUGGCUACGCCUUUCUUCACCAUCAUCAUCAUUCCUCUGGCUGUGAUUUACUUUUUUGUGCAGCGAUUCUACGUAGCCACUUCCCGACAGCUGCGCCGCCUGGACUCGGUGUCUCGCUCUCCUAUAUACUCUCACUUUGGCGAGACCGUGUCGGGUCUGUCCGUGAUAAGAGCCUACAACCAUCAGGAGCGGUUUUUGAAACACAAUGAAGUAACCGUCGAUGAAAACCUGAAAAGUGUCUAUCCGUGGAUCGUGUCAAACAGAUGGCUGGCCAUCCGUCUGGAGUUCCUGGGAAACCUGGUGGUGUUUUUCUCUGCUCUAUUUGCGGUUAUAUCCAGGGACUCCAUUGAUAGCGGCCUAGUUGGUCUGUCCAUAUCAUAUGCUCUUAAUGUGACUCAAACCCUCAACUGGCUAGUAAGGAUGACCUCAGAACUGGAAACUAAUAUUGUAGCUGUGGAGAGAGUCAGUGAAUACUCUGAGCUUGAGAAUGAGGCUCCCUGGGUGACCCAGCAUCGACCUCCAGAGAAGUGGCCAGAGGCAGGAAGGCUGCAGUUUUUAGACUAUAAGGUCCGUUACAGACCUGAACUGGACCUGGUCCUGAAAGGGAUUACCUGUGACAUCGCCAGCACUGAGAAGAUUGGUAUAGUGGGCCGCACAGGAGCUGGAAAAUCAAGCCUGACAAACUGCCUGUUCCGCAUUAUUGAAGCAGCUGAAGGACGUAUCCUCAUCGAUGAUGUAGAUAUCUCCACAAUUGGACUCCAUGAUUUAAGAAAUAAUCUUACAAUCAUCCCACAGGAUCCUGUCUUGUUCUCUGGUUCGCUGAGGAUGAAUUUGGAUCCGUUUAAUAAGUUCAGCGACGAGGAGAUCUGGAAAGUCCUUGAGCUCUCUCAUCUGAAGGAUUAUGUAGCUGGGCUGCAGGAAGGAUUACAGCAUGAGGUUGCAGAGGGAGGAGAAAACCUCAGGUGGGCUGACUCAUAAAACAGCAGAAUGUG